Molecule: messenger RNA, 703 nt
Organism: Gadus morhua (Atlantic cod)
Lineage: Eukaryota; Metazoa; Chordata; Actinopteri; Gadiformes; Gadidae
Gene: rpa3
Product: replication protein A3
Exons: 4
Coding region: 215-583 (122 amino acids)
Biological process (GO): double-strand break repair via homologous recombination; nucleotide-excision repair; mismatch repair
Cellular component (GO): DNA replication factor A complex; nucleus; site of double-strand break
Molecular function (GO): damaged DNA binding; single-stranded DNA binding
Source: RefSeq, a predicted model, not a curated record
GUAUAUCACUACAGAACGCCAGGAAAUACGUAGUUCGUUUUGGGUGCGUUCGUUUUGGGUAUUUGGGUUUCCCGGUACAUGAACCCUAUGUUAGGGCCUUGGGUGACACAUGCACCGCCAAUCAGGGAUGCCCUUUGACACAAAACAUACAAUCAAAUAUUUCCCGCGCAACACAGCGUUGUUCCCAGUUCACCAAACCUAGGAGGACAACAAGAUGUCAGCUAUCUAUGAAGCCCCGAGAGCCAGAAUAAACACGUCCAUGUUGUCCCAGUAUGUGAGCCGCCCCGUCUGCUUCGUGGGACGCGUGGAGAAGGUCCAUCCCUCAGGGAAGUCCUUCACCAUGUGUGAUGGAGAAGGGAAGGUGGUGUCAGUGGAGCUGAACGAACCCCUUGACGAGGAGCUGAGUGGCGUGGUGGAGGUCGUUGGCAUGGUGACCAACAAGGGAGCUCUCAUGGGCUCUGCCUACACCAUAUUCCAGGAAGAGAAGGGCGUCGCUUUUGAUCUGGAACUUUACAACGAAGCUCUCAAAGUGAUCCAUGACUUCUCUCAGUACUACCCCUUUAAAGUGGAAACAAGUGGAUGAAUGACUUUGGCCCUUUUUCGUUAUGUGAUUCCUUCAGUUUGUUUUGUAAAUGUUUAAUUAUACGUUUGUGCACGAUUUGCAGCCAAAGUAGCUUUCUGUAAUAAAAUUGUAUAUUUAAAA